AUGGUCGUGUCUCAGUCGUUGCGCCUCCCUCGGCCGGGAAUGCGUUGUAUGGCCUCUCAGCUUUAUAAGUCCCAGACCAACACCACAAGGCGACGCAUUUACUCUGAAAUUUCACGACUCACAAGCCAAAAGGCGCAAUGCUUUUCAACGUCUGUCUCCAGAUGGCAGAGUGAGACUUUGGACCGGACACGCAACAUUGGUAUCAUUGCUCACAUCGAUGCCGGCAAAACUACGACCACGGAGCGUAUGCUCUUCUACAGCGGGUUCACUCGCCGCAUCGGUGAUGUAGAUGAAGGUUCAACUGUCACCGAUUUCCUGCCAGCAGAGCGCGCUCGUGGUAUUACGAUCCAGUCCGCAGCGAUUACCUUUCAUUGGCCUCCAGGAGAUGAAAGUGGAAGUCAGUCAAGCUCCAAAGAAGCGCUUACACCGCGCUCGGCAGUCUCGCAUACUAUUAACUUGAUCGAUACCCCUGGACAUGCGGAUUUUACAUUUGAGGUCAUGCGUUCGUUGCGUAUUCUAGACGGAGCCGUCUGCAUCUUGGACGGCGUUGCUGGCGUUGAAGCACAAACCGAACAAGUUUGGCACCAGGCAAGCACGUACAAAAUUCCUCGAGUUAUCUAUGUCAACAAACUGGAUCGCGAUGGGGCAGCCUUUGGUCGCACCGUGCGAGAAGUGAGUUCUCGCUUGGCCGUUUAUCCAGCAGUGUGCCAGAUUCCUUGGUUUGAGGGUGGCAAUGGAUCUUUCGUCGGCGUCGCUGAUGCGGUCAACCUCCAAGGACUUCGAUGGAAAGAAGGCGAAGAUGGCCGUUCUGUGAAAAUGAUGAGUCUAGAGCAAUUGGAUACAGAAGAGCCAUCUCUGGCAAAGGAGCUUCGGAAGGCACGGAUCGCAUUAGUUGAACUGCUCAGUGAGCAGGACGAAACCAUUGUUGAAAGGUUUUUUGAAUGCGAUGAAGACCACCUUGCCUUGUCGCCCAUGGAUAUCAUUGAAAGCCUUCGGCGAUGCGUCCUUGACCAGUCGAGCCGGAUUAUUCCCGUCUUCGCCGGCGCCAGUUUCCGGAAUAUGGGUGUCCAGCCUUUGUUGGAUGCGGUGGUGGAUCUCCUGCCCAGUCCGCCAGAGGCACCGGAUCCAGAAGUCAGUAUUGGGGGUGUCAAGGGAGGACUUCGACGACUUCUCUCCGGCGAACUCAUUAUCGAGAAAAACCAGAAUGCUUCUGUUCCAACGAAGGGCAAAAAGAAAAAGAAGAGUUCUCUCCAGGCCGAUCCCAAAGAGGCGAUCUCCAAGCUUCAAAGCUGUGCGUUGGCAUUCAAGGUGGUCAAUGACGCUAAGCGAGGCGUCCUGGUUUACGUGAGAGUGUAUUCUGGCUCUCUCGACCGCAACAGCCUUCUCUUUAACACAAACCUGCAUCUAUCUGAGCGAGCACCGCGCCUGCUGAAAAUGUACGCCAACGAAGCGGUGGAAGUAGACUCAAUCCCAGCUGGUCACAUUGGCGUUGUUGUGGGUCUCAAAUACGCACGAACUGGCGAUACUCUUCUAUCCUAUGCAGGAAACAAACCUACACCUCCCGAGCCACUAACCAGCCUUCAACUCCGUCCAAUCGAUGUACCUCCCCCAGUCUUCUUCACCAGCGUGGAGCCGCAUAGUCUGAGCGAGGAGAAGCGAAUGCAGGAAUCGCUGUCCCUGCUCUUGCGAGAAGACCCCAGCCUCCAUGUCAGUAUGGAUGAAGAAUCCGGCCAAACCCUUCUCAGCGGCAUGGGUGAAUUGCACCUUGAGAUCGCCCGUGAUCGUUUGAUCAAUGAUAUGAAGGCCAAAGCAUCCAUGGGCCGCAUUGAAAUCGGAUAUCGAGAGUCCGGACUCGGCGCUUCGGCCGCUAUCACCAAGGUAUUCGACAAGGAGAUCGCUGGCCGACGUGGCAAAGCAGGUUGUACCGCCGUGGUGGAACCCUGCAAUGGAGAGGAUGUUCCUGAAGCCGCAGACGAAGAUACACUUUUUGCGGAGACCAUCGAGGGAAACCAGAUCAUCAUCCGUGCCCCGGGCUUGCAGAUCGAGAGCUCCUCCAGAAGCGACGACGAGACAAGCCCAUUCCUCCCACCGGGGAUGGACCCGGCGUCCCUGCGUGCAGCGCUGCAGAACGGUGCCUUGGCCGCCCUCGCCCGAGGUCCCCAGUUCACGUUCCCAAUGCACAACACCCGGGUAACACUCACCAUCAACCCGGCCGAAGACCUCUUCGGCAACGAUACCACUGCUUCUGCACUCUCCGGUGCGGCGCGCCAGGCCACAUCUGCCGCGCUGCGGGACCUUCUCACCGGCCCCGGGACCGUCGUAAUGGAACCGGUCAUGAACGUAUCCAUCAGCGUCGACGAAGCCAGUCUUGGCUCCGUCGUGCAUGACAUUUCGUCUUCUAGGGGCGGCCACAUCCUGUCUCUCGACGAGGAAGUCUCGGCCGCUGAUGCCUCGUCCGAAGACUCAUUGCCCCCGAUUGACCCUGCCCGAGUAUAUGCACCCUCAGACCCUUUCGAGGGCCCCUCCGUCGGCGUGGAAAUGUCGAGCUCCUCGUCCCGCCCACGCACGAUCACGGCCAAGGUGCCUCUCAAGGAGAUGGUUGGCUACCUCAAACACCUGCGCAGUCUCACAGGAGGCCGAGGAACGUUCGUGAUGAGCGUGGACCGAUUCGAGAACAUGUCUGCGCAGAGACAAAAAGCCGUACUUGCGGAGCUGCGGGGCGGUUUCUGA
Penicillium macrosclerotiorum is the source of this 2730-nucleotide messenger RNA. Its product is annotated as mitochondrial elongation factor MEF2. Gene Ontology annotation, cellular component: mitochondrion. Gene Ontology annotation, biological process: ribosome disassembly; mitochondrial translation. NCBI's taxonomy places the organism in Eukaryota, Fungi, Ascomycota, Eurotiomycetes, Eurotiales, Aspergillaceae. The record is from RefSeq and is a predicted model, not a curated record. Gene Ontology annotation, molecular function: GTPase activity; GTP binding. The transcript has a single exon. Bases 1 to 2730 code for a protein of 909 amino acids.